GUCGUCCGUCGUAACAUUUGCUGUGCUGCUGCUAAUUUCAACUCGCAAGAAAAAAGACUGUGCUGGCGAUUAGUCUGGUUUGAACAAAAAACGCGAGAAUAAAAACGUAAAAAUCUUUUCGGACACUUUAAACCUAGUUUCAGCCCCAAAAUUCCACGCCAAUCGAUCGCAGCAAGCCACGGGAACAAACGGAUUUUGUUUUUGGGCCUCGGAGCGCAUUGAUUGGGAAGAUAUUUUCGAAAAAUAAAUUGCUUGUGUCAGUGUUGAGAUAUUGUGGGAAGAAAAAUUCGUGAAAAAAAAUUGACGCGUGAUGAGUUUGUAAAUUGGUUUCUUCUUGAUCCGUCUGAUUUUGGGAUCGCUAGGAGGGUGUGGAUAUUGUGAAGUCGAAGAAGUGCAAAAUUAUGAUAGUGCAUUGGAAAAAAUCGAAACUACAAAAAAAAUAUUUGGGUUCGUCGCAUUUGCUGCGUGUUUUUUCUCAUUCUGCUUCUACUUUCGGGAGGAGUGAGUGAGCGAAUAGUGAGGAAAGAAAAAGAAGGCCACAGAAGUUUUUCCCUUGACUACUACGAUCAGCAGUAGUGAGCCAGCACUGGCUGACAUUGUUAUUUUUUUCUUCUCUGGUCAGUAAUCAAAUUUCUAUUGUGUCUCUGCUGCCUAGUGACGGAUUGCCGUAGCGAGCAUCAAUUCUAUAGAUAAAUCUCUCACUUAGGAGUUGCUAAUAAACUAGAAAUUCGAAGCAUUUUUGAAUAAGGGAACACAACCAGGAAGUGACGAGUAAUCACCUGAGUGAGAAAAUAAAACACUAAACAAGAAAAACAAACACCAGUACUAGUAGAAAAGCUGCCAGUUGCUGUGUAGCAGCAGCGAAAAGCAAAGAAAAAAGAUGGAUUCCGACGAUGAAAGCUUCGAUGGCGACUCCGGAAAUGUUUCUAGUGGCGAUGACGACUUUGCGAUGGAUGUGGACAUCAACAAUCCUCGGGGGGAUCGUGGCCAACAGGAGGAUGACUAUCCGUUCGAGGUGCUAACGACGGAAGAAAUCGUCCAGCAUAUGAUCGACUGCAUCAAGGACGUCAACACGGUUGUCGAGAUCCCUGCCACGACAACUCGAAUCCUGCUUAACCACUUCAAAUGGGAUAAAGAAAAACUAAUGGAACGAUUCUACGACGGCGACCAGGAGAAGCUGUUCCGGGAAGCGCAUGUGAUUAAUCCGUUUCGGAAGCCCAGCACAGUCAACAAGCCAAAGAUCAAAAAAUCAGGAACAGAAGAUUGUGAGAUCUGUUACUCGUCGUUUCCUCCCAGUAUGAUGACUGGCCUGGAGUGUGGUCAUCGGUUUUGCACGCAAUGCUGGCAAGAGUACCUGACCACCAAAAUCGUGGAGGAAGGUUUGGGUCAGUCAAUCGCUUGCGCUGCCCAUGGGUGCGACAUCCUCGUUGAUGACGUCACAGUGAUGCGCCUCGUUCAGGAUUCUCGAGUCAAGCUGAAGUACCAGCAUCUUAUUACAAAUAGCUUCGUCGAGUGCAAUCGAUUGUUGCGUUGGUGCACAUCGGCCGAUUGCAACUACGCCAUAAAGGUACAGUACGUCGAUCCUCGCCCCGUCGUAUGCAAAUGCAAUCACGUGUUUUGCUUUGAGUGUGGCGAAAACUGGCACGAUCCCGUACAAUGCCGUCUGUUGAAGAAGUGGAUCAAAAAGUGUGAUGACGAUUCGGAAACGUCUAACUGGAUCGCGGCUAACACCAAGGAAUGUCCGAAAUGUAACGUCACGAUCGAAAAAGAUGGUGGCUGCAACCAUAUGGUGUGCAAAAAUCAAAUUUGCAAAUAUGAUUUCUGUUGGGUUUGCCUUGGUUCUUGGGAGCCACAUGGUUCGUCUUGGUAUAACUGUAAUCGUUACGACGAGGAUGAAGCUCGUGCUGCACGCGACGCACAGGAGAAGUUCAGAUCAUCGUUAGCGAGAUACUUGCACUACUAUAACCGUUACAUGAACCACAUGCAAUCACUAAAGUUUGAACACAAACUUUACGCCUCGGUCAAAGCCAAGAUGGAGGAAAUGCAACAGCAUAACAUGUCCUGGAUAGAGGUUCAAUUUCUGAAGAAAGCCGUUGAUAUCCUGUGUCAGUGCCGCCAGACACUCAUGUGUACGUACGUAUUUGCGUACUAUCUGCGCAAAAACAACCAGUCGAUGAUUUUCGAAGACAACCAAAAGGAUCUGGAGACGGCCACGGAGAAGCUGUCGGAAUACCUGGAACGAGAUAUUACGUCGGAGAAUCUGGCCGACAUCAAACAGAAAGUACAAGACAAAUAUCGGUACUGCGAAAAACGUCGAAAAGUUUUGCUCGACCACGUUCACGAAGGGUACGAGAAAGAUUGGUGGGAUUACACCGAUUGAUAGAAUAUAACCGUCGAAUUAGAAGGCAAAUUCAAUCGACCCGGAUUUACCUAAAAAACAAAAAAAAAAUGUACGUUGAAACUAUUGGCGCGCUCAAAUCAGCAAACAGUAAAACAAAAUAAAAAGUUUGCAGCAAAAAAAAAACAAAAAAAAAGAUGAAAAAUUAUAUAAAACAUAAUAAUGCUGAUCAGAUUCCCGUUUAGUAAAAUAUAAAAUAAAACGAUGGCAAACAUCAAGCGAUAAUUUUCGAUUGUAAACAAAUAGCUAAAUAAUUCGUUCACUCAGCCAAGACGAGACGCGCUUUCAGUUCCACAAAUUACAGUUGUCUUUUUUCAUAUAAAGUUGUUUAAAAUCGAUUUGCAGAUCAACACACUGUAAAAAGCUGAAUUCUGUAUGUACACCGUAAUUGCAGUGUUUUGGGAAAAAAAGUUAUGUUAACCGUACAUUACAUUUGAUCUGUUAUUUCUUCCCUGUUGUAGCAGAUGGAAAAAGUGUCCCCAAAUUCAGUUCUUGGCACUCGAAACAAAAACAGUCAGUCAGCUGUGUACUAUUCAGUAGAGGUGAUUUAAGUUCAAUUAUGAAAAAUCUAUGAUGGUCAAGGUUUUUAGCGAUAGCAAUGCAAUUGUACCAUUGGAAAACAUACAUUCAAAUAAUAUGAAAUGUAAAUGAUAGGCAACUCCCAGUUGAAAGAGUUCUUUUUUGUUUUUAUUUUUUUCCAAUUUCAUCAUGGCAACAUUUCAAGUCAGAUCAAACGUAAUAUCGUUCAUUAUUUAUAAUAAGAACAGAUUGUGAUGUAGAAAUGCCCCUAGUGGAAUAAUGAGCUUGCGCAGUUAAGUAGAAUAAAAGUAGUUUAAACUUCCGUUUUUUCCUUUCCUAUAAUAUUGGUUGCACUUUUUUGUUUGUUUAUUGUUUGCUUAAAUUAUUUUUCAAAAAAAAUCUACCUUCUAUGCUUUAUCGACAUAGUACUCACACAUCCAACUUAGUCAUUGUUUAACACAGCGUUCGCUAAUGUUGAUUCAGCAUAACAAAACAAAAAUCUUUGUUCUUUUCAUUUCGCAAUUUUUUCUUUCUUAUUCGUCUCUUUCGGAACGCUUACAUGGAUUUAUAUUAAGAACCCCAGCUGGUAAAACAAGAUGCAAAUCAAUAGCAAAACGUUCUCUGAAAAAAAUAAUAAAGUGAUAUACAAUUUUAAUGAAAAGAACACUGAAAGUUAUAUAUAAAACAAAGUGAUGUGAAAAAGUAUAUUGUAGAACAAAGAGUAAAGUGAAAAAGAAAUAAAAGUAUAUAAAAACGGAUAUAUUAGCAAUUGCAACAUCUCAUUUUAUAUUUUGUUAACUGACGGUAAAUCGAAAGAUUAAUAGCAGAGGAUCGUUCGAGAAGAAUAAAACACAAACAAACAAAACAACAUUGAUUGCAAAGUGUAAAGUCCGAAUCACAGAAAAUAAACAAUAAAGAGAGCUAAUUUCAA
This is a messenger RNA of Uranotaenia lowii, 3848 nucleotides long. It is a transcript of the gene ari-1, whose product is annotated as E3 ubiquitin-protein ligase ariadne-1. NCBI's taxonomy places the organism in Eukaryota, Metazoa, Arthropoda, Insecta, Diptera, Culicidae. The transcript has 10 exons. Gene Ontology annotation, cellular component: nucleus; ubiquitin ligase complex; cytoplasm. The record is from RefSeq and is a predicted model, not a curated record. Gene Ontology annotation, molecular function: ubiquitin protein ligase activity; ubiquitin conjugating enzyme binding; zinc ion binding. Bases 881 to 2380 code for a protein of 499 amino acids. Gene Ontology annotation, biological process: protein polyubiquitination; positive regulation of proteasomal ubiquitin-dependent protein catabolic process; ubiquitin-dependent protein catabolic process.